AGCUGUACAACCACCGGUCGCGUGCAUGAAGUCAGAUGAUUGAGUAGGAACUCAUAGAACAGGAUGUGUGCAGUAACUCGGUUAAUCUUUGUUUGUCUGUUUUUAACAGUUACCGUUUGUAACGGUUGGCUGUUUGAAUACUUUGGUGAGAAAUAUCAGGAGACAGAUGAUGUUUCGCUUUGGCCGCUACCACAGAAAUAUCAGACGAGCCCAACUACAUUCAAACUCAGCGGUUCCAGUUUUCAAAUCGUUCAUGCCAAAGAUUCGUCCGCAGGGCCGAGCUGCAGCCUGCUCCAAAACGCCUUCCGCAGAUAUUUUAAUUACAUCUUUGACUAUGUGAAGAAGCUUGAGAAGAACCAAGAUAAAGUGUUUGAUUCCGAGCUGACUGAGCUUCAGGUGCAGAUCACAUCCACUGACCCGGAGUGUGACGGUUAUCCGAGUCUAAAAACAGAUGAAUCCUAUCAGCUGUCAGUGGACCAACCCACAGCUCUUCUUAAGGCCUCAAAUGUAUGGGGAGCAUUGAGAGGACUUGAGACCUUCAGCCAGCUGGUGUAUGAAGAUAAUUAUGGAGCUAUUACAAUCAAUAAGACGGACGUAUCUGACUUUCCUCGCUUUGCUCAUCGAGGCAUCUUGCUGGACACAUCUCGUCACUUUCUGCCACUCAAAGUCAUACUGGCUAAUUUGGAAGCCAUGGCAAUAAACAAGUUUAAUGUUUUCCACUGGCACGUUGUGGACGAUCACUCCUUCCCCUUCUUAAGUCGGACUUUCCCUGACCUCAGUCAACGUGGAUCUUAUCACCCGUACACCCACGUGUACACACCGGCUGAUGUGAAAAUGGUGAUUGAGUUUGCUCGUAUGCGAGGCAUUAGAGUUGUUGCUGAGUUUGACACUCCAGGCCACACGCAAUCAUGGGGAAAAGGUCAGGCUGGUCUUUUGACCCCAUGCUACUCGGGCAGCACUCCAUCAGGUACCUUUGGUCCUGUAAAUCCCAUCCUCAACUCCACGUACGACUUUAUGACCCGCUUUUUUGAAGAAAUCAGCACUGUUUUCCCUGAUGCCUACGUCCACCUUGGGGGAGACGAGGUCGAUUUCUCCUGCUGGAAGUCAAAUCCUGACAUUCAGAAAUUUAUGGAGCAGCAGGGCUUUGGUCAAGACUACAGCAAACUGGAGUCCUAUUAUAUUCAGAAGCUCCUUGACAUUGUAAAAGCCACCAAUAAGGGCUACAUGGUAUGGCAGGAGGUUUUUGACAAUGGCGUUAAGCUGAAAGCAGACACGCAGAUUCACGUGUGGAAGGAGAAGCCGGACUACAACCAUGAGAUGGCUCAGAUAACUGCAGCUGGGUUUUAUGCCCUACUUUCGACUCCCUGGUAUCUAAACCGCAUCAGCUAUGGCCAAGACUGGCAAAGCAUUUACAAGGCUGACCCUCAGAGUUUCAAUGGCACAGCAGAGCAGAAGAAGCUUGUGAUUGGGGGGGAGGCAUGUCUCUGGGGGGAGUAUGUGGAUGCAACAAACCUCACCCCACGUCUAUGGCCACGGGCCAGUGCAGUAGCUGAAAGGUUGUGGAGUGACGAGAGUGUGAAAGAUAUCGGAAGUGCCUACAACCGUCUGGUCAGACAUCGCUGCCGCAUGCUCAGGAGAGGCAUCCCUGCAGAGCCUCUGUUUGUGGGCUACUGUCUACAUGAAUAUGAUGGGCUGUGAGUGCCAACAGACUGAAUUCCUACCAUUUUAAUAAUUUCACAAGGAAAUGCUGAUCAGGAAUAUUCAUUCUGUUCUAUUCCUAUACACAGACAAUUUCACAGCUUUCACAGUUUAAUUCAGCAGGGUAUAUACACAAGUUAUCACUUUUGUUUUAAUUUGGGAUUUAUAUAAUACCAGUGUUUUAAUGAAUCAUGUUCUGUGAAUAGGUUUUAUGAAAUUGAAGACUUUCCAUUUUAAUUUGUAAUGACUGUGAAAUAUAUUUUUGGGUUGGGAUUUAAAAAAAAAAUAUAAUUUUAGGUCAAGUGGUGCACAUUAAAAUAUUGAACUUGGGCAAUGCCUUUACAUAUAAAAGAUAAAUAAUGGUAAUAAGCAUCUGUUCAGUAAAAUGAAUAAAUAAAAGCGGAAAUCAGUUCAUAAUGGAAACGCAUUCAUGUUUUAAAACAUCAUUAGCCACAGUGCAAGAAAAGGAAGGGAGAUCACGCCAGGCCGGCUAUCUUGUUGAGCAAAGCAUUCUGGUCCUGAGGGUUCAUGGGUUCGUAGCUGGCCAGCUCAAGUGAGAAGGUGGCAUUUCCUGAGGUCAAAGUGCGUAGCAUCGUGGAAUAGCCCUGGAAGCACCACAUAUCAAUUUAAUAUCGCUACUCAGUUUCCAGUUUGAAAAUUUUUUCAGAAAUAAAUAAGCACACUCACCAUCAUCUCUGCAAGGGGUACAGUGGCCAAAAGUACCUUGCUGUCAUGGCGACUCUGGAUAUCUUGAACUGUUCCUCGGCGCUGAGCAAGGUCACCAAGCACAGAGCUCAGGUACUCCUCUUCAACAGUCACCUCUAAUGACAUCAUGGGCUCCAAGACUUGUCCCCCUGCCUGUUUCAGCCCCUACCCACACAUGCACAGCGUUAAUUUCCAAAAUAUAUGAAAUCUAACAUGUACAAACCCAUAGGGCUUUACUGCCAUGACAACAACUGGUCUAACUGUAUUGUGAUUCAGACAGUACCUUGAGCAUGCAGCGAGACACACAGGCUGACACCAUGGCCAGGGAGGUGCCAGGUUCUACACACACACUGUGGAUCACAGUGAUGACCCCCUGCACAGGGUAACCCAGUACAGGACCUGCAGAACAGACAAUUACAGUAAUACCCAAGUUUGUACCAACAUAGAGCACAUCAUCCUCUCAAAGAAAAUCAUGACCACUUUUCCUAAACUGAAAUAAAACCAAAGGUUAAAACAUU
Neoarius graeffei (lesser salmon catfish) is the source of this 2921-nucleotide messenger RNA. It is a transcript of the gene hexb, whose product is annotated as hexosaminidase B (beta polypeptide). Gene Ontology annotation, biological process: glycosaminoglycan metabolic process; ganglioside catabolic process; carbohydrate metabolic process. The transcript is spliced from 14 exons. Gene Ontology annotation, molecular function: beta-N-acetylhexosaminidase activity. Lineage: Eukaryota; Metazoa; Chordata; Actinopteri; Siluriformes; Ariidae. Gene Ontology annotation, cellular component: membrane. The coding region runs from base 64 to 1698 and encodes 544 amino acids. The record is from RefSeq and is a predicted model, not a curated record.